UUUUUUAAUGAAUGACCCAGGGAAUUUAGGCCAUGUAGCGAGGAUUUGAGUCGUUGUUUCAGAGAAGAUCUUCUAUGCUUCUCAGAUUUAAUUCAUAAUGUUGAAACCUCAAAAAAAUUCUUUAACAAUGCAACUGCCAUGAAAAAUAUUUAGGUUAUGUUGCACCUUGAAACUCUUGAUGGAAAAACAGCAAUAUUGAUUUUUGACCUUUUUCCUCACCAAGGACUGUUCUCUGGGGACUGAAUCAUCAAUAUGCACGAGUCGUUUGCUCACGGGCAUCCCCGGUUUCUCCUUUAUUGAUCCUUGUCUGCGAACCCCCAGAGCUGCGCGGAUAACUGCCAAUAAGCAAGAUGAGACAACUCCAGGACCAUGUCUUCAGAUAGACUGGAGAACAAUUAUUUUUGUAUUGUUGUGAUAUGGUGACAGACACAGGUUCAUCAUGAUGGAUGCGAGCACCAGGUUUUUCUUAACCGUCUGUACGCUGCUGCUCAUCGCGUGCGUUUACGGGUCUCCGUUCACCGACUGUAUUCAGAGCAAAGGGAAGGCUGGCCUUUAUGAGGGUGCCAUAGACGUGACCGAAUCCGGUGUGAAAUGCAUGAACUGGAGUGAAGUGCCCGGUGUUAUAGAGCGAAAUCCGGGGAAAGGGCUUGGGGAUCACAGUUUCUGCCGAAACCCAGACGGAAGGAUUCGACCGUGGUGUUUCUUUCCAACCAGCCGUGGACGCAUUGACUGGGGGUACUGCGACUGUAAGCAAGGCUCUUUGAGACUGCAGGGAGGCAGAUCGAAGUUGGAUGGUACAGUUGAAGUUUAUCUGAAUGGUGUGUGGGGAACCAUCUGUGGAAACGGCUGGGAUGACAGAGACGCUGCUGUGGUGUGUCGACAGCUGGGACAGGGUUUUAGGGGGCGUGCACGUGCGAGUUCUCUGUCACGUCUGGUGGUGUCUGUAGUUCACUUGCAGACUGUAGACUGUGAGGGACAGGAAGAGGAGUUACUGCAAUGUAAUCGCUCAGUCUGGAAUGGAGGAGAGUGUGUUAACCACCAGGCGGCUGCUGUCUCCUGCACGCCAGUUGAGGCUUCAGUGUUUGUCCCUGUGCGUCUCUCUGGUGGUCCAUCGGCGUAUGAGGGCAGAGUAGAGGUGUAUCAUGCAGGACAGUGGGGGACAGUGUGUGAUGACCAGUGGGAUGAUAAUGACGCUGAAGUGGUGUGCAGGCAGCUGGGGUUAGGGGGCAUUGCUAAGGCUUGGGUGGGAGCAUAUUUUGGUGCAGGCUCAGGUCGUAUACUGUUGGACGAGGUUAGUUGCACCGGAAAUGAGCUGUCCAUUGAGCAGUGUCCAAAAACUGCCUGGGGGGAACAUAACUGUGACCACAUGGAGGAUGCUGGAGUGACCUGCACCCCACUUACAGAUGGUGCAGUGCGUCUGGUUGGGGGUGUAAAGGGUUUUGAGGGCAGGCUGGAAGUUCAUUAUAGAGGUCAGUGGGGGACUGUGUGUGAUGAUGGCUGGACACAGACCAACACGCAGGUUGUUUGCAGGCAGCUGGGAUUCAGGUCAGGGCAGAAUGCGUCACCAGGGCGGUUCGGGACGGCGAUGGGUCCAAUUCUGCUGGAUGAUGUCAGGUGUACAGGAAAAGAGCCCACCAUCACGCACUGCAGCCGGAAGAGCUGGCUCAAUCACGACUGCACUCACAAUCAAGACGUAGCCAUUGUGUGCAACCCCCAACGCUUCAGACACGGAGUGCCCACCAGUGUGCCUGUGAGGCUGGUGGGUGGGGAGAAUGAGAGAGAGGGGCGUGUCGAGAUCCUGGUGGGUGGCCAAUGGGGAACGGUUUGUGAUGACGGAUGGACGGAUCGGGACGCAGAGGUGGUGUGCAGACAGCUGGGUUACAGUGGGCUGGCCAAAGCUCGUGUAAUGGCAUAUUUUGGAGAAGGCGUGGGGCCUAUCCACAUUGAUAAUGUAAAGUGCACCGGUGGAGAAAGCUCCCUUGCUGACUGUAUCAAACAGCCACUUGGAACACACAACUGCCGUCAUAGCGAAGAUGCCGGAGUUAUUUGUAACUAUGGGUUACAGAAGGAAGCCCCUGGGGUCAAAGAGUCAGUGAGCUCCAUGUGUGGUCUAAGGCCCUCUCAUACCCGUCAGAAAAGAAUAAUUGGAGGGGAGAACUCUCUACGCGGUGGCUGGCCGUGGCAGGCAGCAGUGCGCUUGCGGGGAUCUCAGGCAGAUGGACGCUUGGUAUGUGGAGCCACUCUGAUCAACAGCUGCUGGGUCCUCACCUCUGCUCACUGCUUUAAGAGGUAUGGUAACAGCACUGGGCUGUAUAAAGUUCGUGUGGGUGAUUAUCACUCUCUAGUUCCUGAGGAGUAUGAGGAAGAGUAUGCCGUGGAGAAGAUCAUCCUUCACUCACGCUACCACUCUGACAGCAAUGACUAUGACCUGGCACUGGUGCGUUUGUCUGGCCACAGAGCUCACAGGGGUCUCAUAGGCGAGUGCAUCAGGCUGAGUCGUUUUGUCCUGCCUGCCUGCCUGCCAGUUCGGAAAGAGAGAGUGCCAAAGGGCAUUGCCAACUGCUUCAUUACGGGCUGGGGGGACACGGGUCGUGCAUAUUCAAAAACUCUCCAGCAGGCCUCCAUUUCUGUGUUGAGCAAGCGUCAGUGUGAGCAACGCUAUUCUGACCAGUUCACCAGUCGAAUGCUGUGUGCUGGCUCCUCCUAUGAUAACCACCGUGUGGACAGUUGCCGUGGAGAUAGCGGUGGUCCAUUGGUGUGUGAGAGGGAAAGCGGAAAUUGGGUUGUAUAUGGGGUAACAUCUUGGGGUCAUGCGUGUCGAAUGCAAGACGCACCUGGCGUGUACACCAAAGUGUCCACCUUUGUGCCCUGGAUUAGAAAGGUUAUUGGCCAAUAGGAGUUGAUGAAAAUGGUAGUCAACCAAUAAAAGACAUUGUGGCAAUGCGGACAGAGAAAUGAAGCACAUUUUUAAGUAAGAGCUACAUUAAACAUGUUUCAGAUAAUAGUUUAAAACACUAGCACACAGUCAAUACACUAGUAUAAAGUAACUCUGGUAUUCCAAAUAUGUCUUAAAUGUCGAAGGAAAAGGCAACUUAUUGUAUUAAGUGGCAUAAAUAUAGUCAUCACAUUAUAUUUUUGCACUGAAAUUAUGUAACAGUUGUAACGGACCAUUAUGAAAGUAAUGCGUCCAGCAGUCUUAAUUUUGGGUCUUCAUUCUUUUACUUUGAUUUUUACUUUACUCUUGUUCUUUUUCUUUAUUUUGGUGUUGAAACUGAAGCACUUCUAGGUUGAAGGGACCACAAUUGUUAGUGUGGAAUUACUGAAGACUGUAAUGAAAGUGUGACUAUUUGACUUUAUACUUCAUGCCACUAAGAGACUGAAUGGGAUGAGUAAUGUUCCUAUUUCAAGUACUGUAUAGAGCUUUGAAGAACAUUCUGAUGGCUUGAAAUUACAUCAUACUUUAAUGCUGAAGUGGGAAAAUUGCCAAGAAUUGUAUGGAAAUUACAUACUCCUAGGAUGUGGUUACCAUGGCAUUGCUAAGAAUUCAACCACAUCACCUCAUCAACACAUUAGGUGACAUCAUUACUUCUACACAUGUACAAUGACAUCAUUUGUUAUAGAUGUUACAGAUGUUCAUGAUGAUAAUCGGACUGGGGCUUGCCACAUCUUAACGUGAGGACAAAAAGGAUAUCGCAUACCAUUCGAAAGUUUGGACACACCUAGACAUUCUUUGUUAUAUCUGUUUUCCACAUUUUAGAAUAAUUGUAAAGCCAUCACAUCUACUGUAUAAAAUCACACAAAUGGAAAUGUGGGAAUAAUGUAGUGGCCAAAAAUGUUAAAUAAAAUUGUUUUUUUUUUUGUUUUUUACUUCCUCGAAGAAGCCACCCUUUGCAAGAUUACAGUUGUGCAUACUGGGCUUUUUCUCAACUAGUUUCAUGAAGUGUUUUGUACACUAUUGUACUGAAGGAGUUUCUCAAGUGUGCUGUGCACUUGUUGGGUGCUUUUCCUUGACUAUCUCGUUCAAAAAAUGAAGUUAAAGUAGUUCGUACUUAAGCACAAUUUAUAUUUGUCUACAAAACAAAUUUCAAGCAUUUAAGCAUAAGCUUUUAAAUCUAAAUGGUUUUAAUAUCAUAUAUUCAAACAUAUCAUAUAUAUUAAGUCAAGUGUGUUCAAACUUUUGACUGGAAGCAUAUUUGCCUAAUAUUUUACAGUUCGCAGUGCCACACUCUUACAGAAGCUAGAGAACGGGGAAAUAUGGGAAUUAUGUGCAAUGCAAAAAAUGUUUUACAAAUGUUUAUACCCCCUUGUUUAGAUCAGGAGGAGCAUAUCUUGCCUUAUCCAGUAAGGAUUGAAACUAGACAGUCUGUUUAAGUGUGUCAUUAUUUGGUUGUAAGGAAACAUUGCUAUUACUUUGCUGGACUAAUGCUAUAAUUAAUGAUCACAAGCAUGUUUUCUAUUUGAUAUUAUGUUUAUAGUAUACCUUCAUGAACAUGAUUAUGAAAGUAGUCUUUAGACCGCAUUAUUGACUGCUUUUUGAACACAUCUUUGGACAAAAAACUGACUUAUCAAAAUCCUUGUUAUUUUGCACACUGUAAAAAAAAAAAAGAAAAAAAAAAAAGAAAAGGAACAUUUAGGGUAAAUUACCAGCAGCUGUGGUUGCCAGAGAUUUACUGUGAAAAAUAUGGUAACGAUGAUUCGGGAUUUACGGGAUGUAAUUUUGAUGCAUGUAUAUUUUACGGUGCAUUACCGUUUAUAUUAUUAAAUGAUAAACUUUAUACAUUAACCUUCUGAAACUGUAAAAAUCUGCUUUUCACUCUAUAAGGUAUUGUUAAUCACCGUAGUAAUUACAGAAGGACACAUGAUGACAUGAAGUUCAUCAAUAGUGGCUCUUCCAGGAGCAAUGACCAAUAAACCUGUAGUUUAUUGCUCUGUGCUUAGUGUCACUCACUCAAACACUAAACACCAUCAGGUGUGAAAUUAAAAUAAUGCAAUAAACAUGAACUAAACUACAUUAAAUAUAACACAGAACACCCAAAAGUACAUAGCUGAUAUUAAAAAUAAAAAGUAUAUAAAAACUAUUCCCAUAAAAUAUAAUGAAAUGUAAUGGGUUAUGCAGGGAAUCCUGGGAACGCCUGAUUAUUGUUUUGGUUUUUUUACCGUAAUUUUAACAAUAAUUUACCGUAAAAAUGUGUAACAUAAGUACAUAUAAAAACAUGUACUCUCUUGUUAAACAUAAUAUACAUUUUUAUUGUUAAUUAUACAGGAAAAUCAUACUUUUUACAUAUAAAAAAUGUACUUUUUACAGCAUUUUACCAUAAAAUUACAUGUAUUUUCUUUUUUAAUAUAUUAGAACUUUUUACCGUAUAUUUCAAGUAACUAUCCGUUAACCAAUUAAGGUUUUUACUGUAGCAUUUUUACAAUCUUUUACCGUUAAAAUUACGGAAAAUUUUUUACAGUGCACAGUCAAAGGUGAUGCAGUUUAGCAGGCUUUUGUAAAUUAAGUGUUUUUCUAAUACAUCAAUCAGUCAUGUUCUAAUCUCCCAUUAAUGAACUAUACAAUGAAAAUAAUCAAACAAAUAGUUAUUUGUUCACACAGGGUCGAUAAAUUCUGUUUUAUUCCGUUUCUGUUUUGGGUUGUGUUUAGUAUUGACUUAUGUAUGUUUAAAUAUUUCUGAACUUGGUAUGGUGGUACUGUAUGGUGCUGUUUACUAUUAAAUGAGUUUGUCAAGUCCUGUGACAUGUGAUGCACUAUUCAUGAGGACUGGUGUCAUUAGCAACAAAACAAACCCACAAAGAUGCAAAAUGUUUGGGAAAAAAAAUAAAAUAAAAUACAAAUGUCUUAUAACCUCA
Myxocyprinus asiaticus (Chinese sucker) is the source of this 5850-nucleotide messenger RNA. Its product is annotated as neurotrypsin-like. Lineage: Eukaryota; Metazoa; Chordata; Actinopteri; Cypriniformes; Catostomidae. The transcript is spliced from 13 exons. The record is from RefSeq and is a predicted model, not a curated record. Gene Ontology annotation, cellular component: membrane. Gene Ontology annotation, biological process: proteolysis. Gene Ontology annotation, molecular function: serine-type endopeptidase activity. Bases 440 to 2896 code for a protein of 818 amino acids.